Molecule: messenger RNA, 4243 nt
Organism: Engraulis encrasicolus (European anchovy)
Lineage: Eukaryota; Metazoa; Chordata; Actinopteri; Clupeiformes; Engraulidae
Product: solute carrier family 45 member 4
Exons: 11
Coding region: 1196-4039 (947 amino acids)
Biological process (GO): transmembrane transport
Cellular component (GO): membrane
Molecular function (GO): sucrose:proton symporter activity
Source: RefSeq, a predicted model, not a curated record
GACCCAAGGUAACAGUGCGCAAGCCAAGUGCUUUUUCUAAAAUAGGAUCAGCUAGCCCCUAGGAUGCAUAUCUGGAGCAAGCAAGUACUGUAGCCUCUGCCAAAAAGUCGAUGUACCGACCGACAUCCAACACUGGACUGUAGGCUACAGCAUCGACAGUGUUGCACUUGUCCGUAUGAUUAAUGUUAUUGCUCUAUGGAGUUGAGCGGUCAGUGUAUGUCACCUGCUAUGUUCGACGAGGAAAUGUAAGGACAAAUGUGACCCAUCGUGCCAAGUUUGCCGCCGCGUUGUUCCAGCCGGCCCACGAGCGCACCCACUUUUUCAAGCACUGCCGUCGCACGCAGUCAGAAAGAGAUUUAUGAAGCUUUCAAGGCCUUUUGAUUGAUCGGCCACUCGAUGGGGAUUUCCAGAGGAGCGUCCAGCAGUGCAGCCUGCCCUCCGCCACCUCCCCGCCACCUCCCCUCCCUCUUCACCCCAGCAAGCAUACACAUCAUGAAACUGGUAUUAACUGAAUGGCAAUCGAUAUGGAUUUUUAAUAAUUAUAGUAGACAGUAAAUACCACCCACACCCACACCCACAUACACACACACACACACGCACGCACACACACACACUCACACUGACUCUCACACACACACACCACACUCCACGGACACCACACAUCACACACACUCACAUUUACAUAUUUACACAAGUCUACGCUCAAAGGGAGUGACCUCAUGCCAAAGCCAUAUCCAGGCAACAGUACCAAAUAACGCUGUGAUGCUGCUAGGAGCAUCCAUGAGAAGAAGAUAUUGAACAAGAUUUCAAAAAAGUGUAAGAUUGCAACAACACAGGCUGAAGCACCAGAGGAAUGUAUUUUUGAGUUUUGCGUUUUUGCCCGAUUUUGUUUUUGGCUAUCACUCAUUAUUGAGUUACCUCGACAACACUGUGACCAAGACGAUCGGACUGCACAGGGAUUGUACUUUUUUGUUCCUAAAGAAACCAAGUUUGUUACAGUUGGUGAAGUUGAUGGUUUUUUUUUCUCCAAGUAAACAAACCAACAAAGAAACACACAUAAACACCAUCGUUUGUCACUCGUACUGAGCCACUCAGUUCAGUUGGCUCUGAGAGUUCAGGUCAAAGGUCAAACAGAGCCCAGGCCGCUUCUUCAGACCCCUCCCUCUCUCUCUCGCCCUCUCACCCACCCGUGUGCAUGCCGGCGUCGACCAUGGCUCCUCAGAACACUGACGCCGACGCGGUGCAAGUGACGGGGGUGGUGGUGGUGCCGGGGAGCAAAUGCGGUAGCAUGGAGAACGGAGGAGAGAAAAGAGGAGGAGGAGGAGGACAUGGAGGUAAAGGUGGUGGAGGAGGAGGAGAAAAAGGAGGAGGAGGAGGAGGAGGAGGAGGAACAGGAGGAGGAGGUGGUAAGGAUGUGGAGAGCCAGGAGGAGUCGCUGAGUGAGGCCUCUAUAGACCGCAUCCCACUGCGCCAGUGGAUCAUGCACGGAGCCGUCAUGUUCGGACGAGAGUUCUGCUACGCCAUGGAGACGGCCCUGGUCACCCCCGUCCUCCUGCAGAUAGGUCUUCCAGAGCAGUACUACAGCUUGACAUGGUUCUUGAGUCCCGUCCUGGGCCUGAUCUUCACUCCUCUGAUUGGCUCGGCCAGUGACCGCUGCACGCUGCGAUGGGGCCGCCGUCGCCCCUUCAUCCUGGCGCUGUGUGUGGGCGUGCUGCUGGGCGUGGCUCUCUUCCUCAACGGCUCCCUGAUAGGUCUGGCCAUUGGCGACGUGCCAAAUGACCAGCCCAUCGGGAUCGUUCUGACGGUGCUGGGGGUGGUGGUGCUGGACUUCUGUGCGGACGCCACGGAGGGCCCCAUACGAGCGUACCUGCUGGACGUAGCCGACACUGAGGAACAGGACAUGGCACUUAACAUCCACGCUUUCUCUGCAGGCCUGGGUGGUGCGGUGGGCUACGCGCUGGGAGGCCUGGACUGGACCCACACCUUCCUGGGCCAGGCCUUCAAGUCCCAGGAGCAGAUCCUCUUUAUGUUUGCCGCCAUCCUCUUCACCGUGUCGGUGGCGCUGCACCUGUGCAGCAUAGAGGAGCUGCAGUACAGCCCACAGCAGGACCGGCUGGAGGAUGACGAGGAGGAGGAGGAGGAAGAGGCCGACACCAUGUCCACCACCGCUAAGCUGGCCAACGGCAGCCUGGGCCGCCCCCACCCACACCUCCAGCUCCUGGAUGACCAAGAUGAUGAUGAGUAUGCGGACGAACGCUGCGAUCUCUACUACGAGGACGAGCAGCGUGACGAUGAUGACGAUGACGAUCGUUGCCGGGAGAUGGACUUCCUGGACGUGGAGAUGGUGCGGAGUAAGAGCGACUCGGUGCUAGCCAUGGCCGACGCCACGCUGGACCAUCUGGAGCCCGACGCCUCCUUCCUACGCCUGAUCGAACCCUCCAUCUUCCAGGACCGGCUGUCAUCGUAUCACGGCUCGCCUCCACGUCGCAGUAGCAGCGUAGACAGUCGUGACUUCCUCCGAAUGUCCAGCAGGGGGAGUGGUGGUGGUGGAGGCGGUGGUGGAGCGAGCACCGCGGGGAGCGGAGGAGGGGGAGGCACGGCGCGAUACAGCCGGCUGUCGGCCUUCCUCCAGGAGAUGGAGAGAGAGGGAGGCGAGGAGGAGCUUCUCAACAACCAGCUGGACGAGUCGCCCAACAAGUCGGCCAACGGCCGCGCCCACGCCAACGGCUAUGCCAACGGGCGCCCACGCAACAGCACCACCACCAGCGCCGGCGGCGGCGGCAUGAAGUCGUCCAGCGCCAACGCGUCCAUCCGCCGGCGCCGGCACACCUUCUACCGGCAGCCCUCGUGCACGUUCUCUUACUACGGCCGAGUGGGCUCGCACCGCUAUCGCUACCGGCGUGCUAACGCCGCGCUACUUAUCAAGCCCUCACGCAGCAUGAACGACAUCUACGAGAUGCAGAAGCGGCAGCGCCGGAAGAAGCACACGGGAGGCAAUGACGGGGCCGUGCGCGGCGUCAGCGUUAGCGGCACGAACGGGAGCGGCGGCACUGGUGGGGCCGGCGGCAGGCUCCGCGGGCGUCACCAGAGCGGCAAUACCAACUCGAGCGGCGACACAGAGAGCGAGGAAGGGGAGGUUGAGACCACCGUGCGGCUGCUGUGGAUGUCCAUGCUGAAGAUGCCGCGGCAGCUGAUGAGGCUCUGCAUAUGCCACCUGCUCACGUGGUUCUCCAUCAUCGCAGAGGCCGUCUUCUACACCGACUUCAUGGGACAGGUCAUCUACGCCGGAGACCCCAAGGCUCCUGCCAACUCCACCGCGCUGUAUAACUACCACAAAGGAGUUCAGAUGGGAUGCUGGGGUCUCGUCAUCUACGCUGCCACUGCUGCGGUCUGCUCAGCUUGUCUCCAGAAGUACCUGGACAACUUUGAGCUGAGCAUCAAGGUGAUCUACAGCCUGGGCACGCUGGGCUUCGCGGUGGGCACGGCCGUCAUGGCCGUCUUCCCCAACGUCUACGUGGCCAUGACCAUGAUCAGCAGCAUGGGCGUCAUCUCCAUGAGCAUCUCCUACUGCCCCUACGCCCUGCUGGGACAGUACCACGAGAACAAAGAGUACAUCCACCACAGCCCCGGCAACUCCAAGCGCGGCUUCGGCAUCGACUGCGCCAUCCUGUCGUGCCAGGUGUACAUCUCCCAGAUCCUGGUGGCGUCGGCGCUGGGCGCGGUGGUGGAGGCGGUGGGCAGCGUGCGCGUCAUCCCCAUCGUGGCCUCCGGGGGAUCCUUCCUGGGCUUCCUCACCGCCUUCUUCCUGGUCAUCUACCCGCAGGACGGAGACAACCACCACCACGGGCACCACGGCCACAAGGGCGGCGGUAGCGAGCAGACCAAAGCGCUGACGUCCUCCUCCGCCAACUCGACUCUGAAAGGUCACCACCGUGGCGAGGAGGACGAGGAGGAGGUGAUGGAGAAACCCAGCGUGCUCAAGCUGACGCGGAAAGGCACCAAGGUGGAGUGCAAAGUGGAGUGUGAGUCUACGCUGUAGAAACGGCAGCCUGACCUGGGCAGUCUAGUACAUGUGGCUGAGACGAAAACACCAGACCUACCAACUGCUGGAGGAAAAAAAACAAAGCAAGCGUGAAGUUACUGUAUGUGAACGAAUGCAGACGAAGCAGCUCCUCAACACUCUGCAAAAUGAUUGUGAUGAACAGCACCUUUGUUAGCAUGGACACACACACAGCCUACACAC